Molecule: messenger RNA, 912 nt
Organism: Beta vulgaris subsp. vulgaris (sugar beet)
Lineage: Eukaryota; Viridiplantae; Streptophyta; Magnoliopsida; Caryophyllales; Amaranthaceae
Product: transcription factor bHLH162
Exons: 3
Coding region: 100-654 (184 amino acids)
Biological process (GO): regulation of transcription by RNA polymerase II
Cellular component (GO): RNA polymerase II transcription regulator complex
Molecular function (GO): RNA polymerase II transcription regulatory region sequence-specific DNA binding; protein dimerization activity; DNA-binding transcription factor activity, RNA polymerase II-specific
Source: RefSeq, a predicted model, not a curated record
GAAAAAAUAAGUUUUCUCCUCAUUCUCUUUUCUUAUAAAUGUCAAGUUUCAGGCUAACAUUGAUAGCUAGUGUUGUUUAGUUUGUCAAGCUCAUAAACUAUGGACAACAAUUCUUCUGAAUCUUCGUUAUCAAAAAGAGACAGCAAAACUAUGGAGACACACACAAGAAACCAGAUGAAAAACCUCUAUUUCCAACUCAACUCCCUUAUUUCUCAGGAUGCCUCCUCUACAAGGUUUAUGCAGCCAAUACCAGAUCAAAUAGAUGAAGCAACAAAUUAUAUCAAGCAGCUGCAAGAGAAUGUGGAAAACUUGAGGCAAAGGAGGGAUAGCUUGCUGCUAGGAGUAGUUGAAGGAUCACAAGAUGAUAAUAGUAGCAGUACUAGAGCAAGUUACCCCUCAAAUUCACCCGUUCGAAUUGAGGUAACUGAAAAUGGGAGAGCCAUGGAGGUGACUUUGAUUACUAGGUUGGAGAGCCAGUCUAAAUUUACGGAUGUAAUGCACAUUUUUCAUGAGGAAAAUGUAGAAGUUGUAAAGGCUAGUUAUUCGGUUCACGAAAACACUGUCUUUCACACCAUCCAUGCAAAGAUGGAUGAAGCUGCGACAAGUGAUGAUUUUGCAAGGAUUACUGAGAAUUUAAAGAAAUUUGACCCAUGAAUGUUGGGUUUGGACAUCUUUCAGUGUUAGAUGCUUAGAAAUUCACAAGCUUUUCUAUCAAUCUCUUACAGUUUAAUGCAUGAUUUGCUUAUGUUUCAUACUUUCAUAUCUUAUCAGAUGUCAACCUAUGAAAACAUCAUCUACUAGAGAUUGUCUUAUUGUUGUAUUUCAAAUUGAAAUUCAAUAUCAUCAAUCUUUGUCGGCUUAUAAAGCUGGAUGUAGUGCACUGUGCACAUUGUAAUGAUCGUCGUUUCUACG